UUGCUUGUUGCACGGGUUGGUAGUUAUUGGUGUUCUCUUUAUGUCGUUUUAUAUCAUAAUGUUCAUACUGGAGGUUGGCUGAUUGGAUUGAUUCUAAGAAGGAUUCAAGAGGUACUAUCGUCGUCUUCACAAUCAGACGUUCUUUCGCAUAAGGAGGAAUUGCGACUGUAUCACGCUUUAGCACAUCUCUAUGUUCAUGAAAGAAAAUUCGACUCGGCCAUCAAGAUCUAUACCAAUUUAGGGGACCAGCAGGUCUUUGCAGUGAUCGACAAAUAUCAGCUAUUUGAUCAUGUGAAGGAACAAAUAUCAGAAUUGAUGCUUAUAAAUUCUGAUCGAACAUUACGGCUUUUACUGGACAAUGAAGACAGUGUACCAGCCGCUUUAGUGAUGACCACAAUGGCUCGACAGCCGAAAGUCCAAAUGGCAUACUUGACGAAAUUGCUUAGUAAAAACGAAGGAGCAGAAUUUGCUGAUCAGGCUGUUCGGUUAUAUGCAGAAUAUGAUAGGAAGAAGUUAAUGCCAUUCCUGAGGAAAAACGAAAGCUAUCAAAUAAAUAGGGCUUUGGAAGUGUGCAGACAGAAGAAUUUUGUCGAAGAGAUGAUUCUUCUUCUGGGAAAAAGUGGAAAUCACGCAGAUGCAUUGGAUCUGAUGAUCAGAAAAUAUAAUCAGCUGGACAAGGCUGUCGAGUAUUGCCAAGAACACGAUGAUCCGGACCUAUGGACACGUUUGAUCGAUGAAGUUAUGAAGACGCCCACCCAUGUGGCUCAGCUGCUUCAUCACGCUGGCAGUAAUGUCGACCCUCUUCGUGUGAUUCAAAAGAUUCCGUCGACAAUGUCUGUACCAGGAUUGAGAAAUGCUCUGGUUGACGUACUCCGUAACUAUGAGGCUCAUGUGGAGCUGCAACAAGGUUGUCGUGAGUCAACCCGUGGAGACGUUCGAGAGUUAUUGGUGAUCUAUUUACGGACACAAGCCUUGGCCAUUCCUGUUGCUGCUCGUUGCUCAUCUUGUAGGUGGGUUUCAAAGAACAUAUCAUCGUCAUGA
Haemonchus placei is the source of this 1041-nucleotide messenger RNA. The record is from the annotation of a GenBank genome assembly. Lineage: Eukaryota; Metazoa; Nematoda; Chromadorea; Rhabditida; Trichostrongylidae.